Molecule: messenger RNA, 688 nt
Organism: Chrysemys picta bellii (western painted turtle)
Lineage: Eukaryota; Metazoa; Chordata; Testudines; Emydidae
Gene: LSM7
Product: LSM7 homolog, U6 small nuclear RNA and mRNA degradation associated
Biological process (GO): mRNA splicing, via spliceosome; nuclear-transcribed mRNA catabolic process
Cellular component (GO): U6 snRNP; spliceosomal tri-snRNP complex; catalytic step 2 spliceosome
Molecular function (GO): RNA binding
Source: RefSeq, a predicted model, not a curated record
AGCCCGGAAGUCCCGCCUCUGGGAGGGGGCAAGCGGGCGAAGCGGCCAAUCAGAGGACGGGGCUGUGACCCAGACUCCGGAAGUGUCAGGGUGAAAGAGCAGAGGGCUGAGGUGCUUGGUGGGCGCAAGAUGGCGGAUAAAGAAAAGAAGAAGAAAGAGAGCAUUUUGGAUCUCUCAAAAUACAUUGACAAAACAAUUCGAGUAAAAUUCCAAGGUGGUAGGGAAGCUAGCGGAGUCUUGAAAGGAUUUGACCCUCUUCUAAACCUUGUGCUUGAUGGCACUAUUGAAUAUAUGAGAGAUCCAGAUGACCAAUACAAACUAACAGAGGAUACCCGUCAGCUGGGACUGGUGGUUUGCAGAGGAACAUCCGUGGUUCUUAUUUGUCCACAGGAUGGAAUGGAAGCUAUUCCAAACCCUUUCAUUCAGCAGCAGGAGGGCUAACAUUUUCUUGGGACUCACUGAAGCCUCAAGGCUGCAAAUCAUUGGAGAUAAUGAACAGUGUAUGAGAAACCUUCCCAUUUUGGGGAAUAGAUUGGUUUUUUUUUUUUAAAUGUUCAUUUUAUAAAGGGCAGAAGGACCUUGACCUUUUUACUUUGCCAUUUGCCACAGUGAUAGCAGGAACACUGAAUGACAACUGCAAAAUAAGAUCUAAUUUUGUUCAAUAAAGAAAAACUUCAUUACUGAUCUA